Messenger RNA from Papaver somniferum (opium poppy), 1070 nucleotides. Its product is annotated as cytokinin riboside 5'-monophosphate phosphoribohydrolase LOG5-like. The record is from RefSeq and is a predicted model, not a curated record. The coding region runs from base 18 to 692 and encodes 224 amino acids. The transcript is spliced from 7 exons. NCBI's taxonomy places the organism in Eukaryota, Viridiplantae, Streptophyta, Magnoliopsida, Ranunculales, Papaveraceae. Gene Ontology annotation, molecular function: hydrolase activity, hydrolyzing N-glycosyl compounds. Gene Ontology annotation, biological process: cytokinin biosynthetic process. Gene Ontology annotation, cellular component: nucleus; cytosol.
AGUUGUAGACAGAGAAAAUGGUGGAAGAGAAAGAAGUUGGGGGAGUGAUGAGAAAAUCAAGAUUUAAUAGUAUCUGUGUCUUCUGUGGGAGUAGUACUGGUAAAAGAGAUUGUUAUAGAGAUGCAGCUCUUGACUUGGGAAAAGAACUGGUCUCUAGAAGAUUGAGGCUUGUGUAUGGAGGUGGAAGUAUUGGGUUGAUGGGUUUGGUCUCCCAAGCUGUUCAUCAGGGUGGCGGCCAUGUUCUUGGGAUCAUCCCCAAGACUCUGAUGGGCAAAGAGCUAAUAGGUGAAACAUUUGGAGAAGUAAUAGCCGUAGCAAACAUGCAUGAAAGAAAAGCCGAAAUGGCUCGUCAUUCUGAUUGCUUCAUUGCCUUGCCAGGUGGAUAUGGGACUCUUGAGGAGCUAUUAGAGGUCAUAAGUUGGGCACAGCUUGGCAUCCAUGACAAACCCGUUGGAUUACUGAAUGUAGAUGGCUACUACAACUAUCUCCUUACAUUCAUAGAGAAAGCUAUAGAUGAUGGUUUCAUCACUCCUUCCCAACGUCAUAUUAUUGUCUCUGCUACAAGCCCUAAAGAACUUGUACAGAAACUUGAAGAGUACGUUCCUGUGCAUGAUGGGAUUGUCGCCAAAGAUAAAUGGGAAAUGGAACAGGUCGAAUUAAAUGCUACUUUGCAGGCUGAGAUAGCUCGCUAACUGUAGCCGAAGAACUAACGAUAGCCCUAGAUUGAAAAACGCUUGCCUAAGUUAAAGAAGAAAACAGAUCAUAUAUUACAUGCUGACAUGCAUCAAAGCAGCUGAUGGGGGGGCUUUCUGGGCUUCUCGUUUUUACUUUAUAUAUACCAGUAUUCCACUAAUUUAGCUGGGUGCAUAUUUCUUAUUUUCUCUAAUCAUAUGUACUAGUAUUAUAUAUGUUAUUGUUUCAGGCGUUUUGAUAAAUAAGAUAUGAUUAGUAGGAACUAGGAAGUACAACUACAAGUAGUAGAUGUAAAUCAGCUGAAAUAUAGUUGGUUUGGAUAUGUAUAGUUAUGAAGCAAAAGGUGUAUAUCGGUAUACGGAGUCUAAUAUAAUUUA